Racocetra persica is the source of this 214-nucleotide messenger RNA. Lineage: Eukaryota; Fungi; Glomeromycota; Glomeromycetes; Diversisporales; Gigasporaceae. The record is from the annotation of a GenBank genome assembly.
AUGUCGAUAGCUUCUUCUUGUGGAACAAUUCCUCCGGUAGUUAGUAGUUACUCCCCAAAGGGUGUAAUUAAAAAUGUUUCCAAUUUAGAUAUCUAUACUGUGGUUCCUGACUCAUUCGCUGAAGCUCAAACUAAAAAUGCGAUUAUAAUUUGUUAUGAUAUUUAUGGAUUUCAUGAAAAUGUAAAACAAUUUUGUGAUAUAUUGGGAAGCCAAG